Messenger RNA from Aureobasidium vineae, 573 nucleotides. The record is from the annotation of a GenBank genome assembly. NCBI's taxonomy places the organism in Eukaryota, Fungi, Ascomycota, Dothideomycetes, Dothideales, Saccotheciaceae.
AUGCGCACUUCCAUGCUCCGCACCACCGGCACCGCCGCCGCCGCCCUGCGCUCGUCGGUGCGCGCAACCCAGACCCGCCGUGCUCACGCCAUCUCCAACCCUACCCUCGCAAACAUUGAGAAGAGAUGGGAGGCCAUGCCCCCUCAGGAGCAGGCCGACCUCUGGAUGGCCCUUAGAGACCGCAUGAAGGUUGACUGGACCGAGAUGACCCUGCAAGAGAAGAAGGCCGCAUACUGGAUCGCUUUCGGUCCCCACGGUCCCCGCGCCCAAACUCCUCCCGGUGAGGGCAAGCAGGUCUUCUGGUACACCAUGGGCGGUCUCGCCGUCACCGCCGUUCUGUUCUUCGGUAUCCGCGCCGGCGCCAGAGGCACCCCAAGCACCAUGAACAGGGAGUACCAGGAGGCCACCGACGCAUACCUCAAGGUUCGUAAUUCCACCGAUUUUGACAAAGCUGUACGGCAGUCUGACCUUCGCAACUCUAGNGAGAACAACGUCGAGCCCAUCACCGGUAUCUCUGCCGAGGACUACAAGGGUGGCUUCGCAGUCCAGAGCCCUCCCAAGGCCAAGGAGUAA